AAUUGCUGUCGACUCGCCCUCCAUCUCCUUUCCUUAGCGAGGAACCUCACCCUUCGUCACAGUCUAGGCCUACCAACUCGUUCCGCCAGCAGCAACAGCAUCCAUCAUGUCUUCUCCCUUUCGAAGAUCCGAUCACUCUCCGUCGAGUCAACGUUCCACGCCCUCGCGUCCGUAUACAAACGGCGUGCGCCGUGCAAAUGGCUAUCAUCGCUCCUACCACGACACCACCCCGGUCUCGAGCCCUUCGCGACAACUGCUCGAGGAAUUCAACCGCAUGCUCAUCAACGACGAGCGCGCCUUCAGACAGUCUCUCGACGAGCAAACCGCUGCGCAGCAAAAACUGCAUCUCGAAGCUCUCGACCGCGCGUUGGCCAAACAUGAAGAAGUCAGGGAAAGUGCGGAGCGGACGAGGGAAAGAGUGGAGCUGGAGCUCGAGAAGGAGAGGAGGAGACAAAUAGAAGAGGAGCACCGGGCGGUGGAGAAGGCGAGGCGCGACCUGGAAGAGCAGAGAAUUGCGCAGGAGAGAAGGCGGCUGGAGGAGCUAAAGGCACAGGAAGAGGAAAAGAAGAAGGCCGAGGAGCUCAAGAGGGAGCAGGAUGCUAUGCGUGAGAGACAAGAGAAGGCGAAACAGGAACAAGACGAGACGAAGCGACGCGCCGAACUUCGUCAAAAGGAGGAGGAACUGAAGAAGGCACAGCAACCGAAGCCGCUUCCGAAUGGUACUACACCCGCAAGUGUACCAGCAGCGUCUUCCCCUGCUCCUCCUCCUCCAAGUACAGCGGUACCACUGACAAGUCAGCCAGCUCCGGUAGCUAAACCAACGCCGCCAGCUCCACAGCCCGCAGCCGCCUCCGCCCAGGCAGCGCAGCCGGAUUCGAAUUUACCUGACGGGCUCGUGAGCAGCAUGCAAGAACGCGAGGCCAUUCAUCGACAAUAUCUGGACCUUCACAAACGCCUCAAACAGAUGCGCGAACAGGUCACCGAACAAGCAAAGCAGGUACCGGGCCUCAAAAAUCAACUAUCCGACUGGCGACGAGCCAUCAAGAAAUGCUGCGGCCAGCUCAGCAAGGGCGAUACGGCAGAAGUCAAGGCGGGUAACAAGCGUUCCAUGGUGGAGAUUGUGCAGCACCUAGAUGCCGCUGCCAACAUUUCCGAGCCCAGCAUCGACGUGACUCAGUAUCUUGUCGAAAAUAAGCAGCCUCCAGGCGCCAACAAGCAGGGGCCUGCGUGUCUCCUCUUCCUUCUCAACCACUUUGCCAAAAACGUCGUCAAGCAGUUCAUCUCCGAGAGCGCAGUCGACGCCAAAUCUGCCGAUCCCAUUGGUGUCCUCGCCGUCACCGUCUUCGCACGACCCCAAUACCUCUUCAACGGCCAAAGCCUCAUCGAUCUCCUCUGGGCCAAGUAUCACGUCCACUGUCCCAUCUUGUUUGGCAUCUACGGCUCCGAAAAGACCAAGGGCGGACGACUGCGACUCGGCUGGAAAUUCGAUGCGGAUGCCGGUGCUUUCGUCUCGGAGCAAGAGCACUACGACCGCAUGUCGGGUCUAGGCGUGGGCUUCGCCUCCAUCACGCUCCGCGACUUCAGCAAAAGCAAAAACGCCAACCCCGCGCCCAACAGAAUCUACUGGCAGUCCUUCGCCCGCAUCCUCAACACCCCCGCCAACGAAACUCAAGCCACGCAUUUCGUUAUCCUCAAAGCUAUGAUCGACCAGUACGUCCCUCGCAUUAUCGGCACUUUCGGCGGCGCGGGCAUCGCCCUUCUCCGCCGCGCAUUGAUCGAUUUCCCCAAUGCAAAGGGCCCGCAGGAUGACAAGGGGAGGAAGCUGCCGGCCGUGACGGCCGUGCAGGCCAUGCCGACGGUGCUGCAGCGCGACUUGUCCCUCUCGUUGUAGGCCAACGAGGCGGAAAUGCAGUGCGCUGCAGCCGCUGUCGCUGCUGGCAAUUCCUUCACGGCCGCGCCAUCGGCACAGAAACAUGGAC
Molecule: messenger RNA, 1979 nt
Organism: Neohortaea acidophila
Lineage: Eukaryota; Fungi; Ascomycota; Dothideomycetes; Mycosphaerellales; Teratosphaeriaceae
Product: GLE1-like protein-domain-containing protein
Exons: 1
Coding region: 107-1891 (594 amino acids)
Biological process (GO): poly(A)+ mRNA export from nucleus; regulation of translational initiation; regulation of translational termination
Cellular component (GO): cytoplasm; nuclear pore cytoplasmic filaments; nuclear pore
Molecular function (GO): inositol hexakisphosphate binding; phospholipid binding; translation initiation factor binding
Source: RefSeq, a predicted model, not a curated record